ACCUCUUAUGAAUCUAUAUCAUGUUUAUGUAUUCUCACCUUUCUUGAAGAGUGUAGGCUUGCAUGUGAUGUUAUGUGUAGAAAACCCUAGUUCCUAAUAUGCCUAUUUAUAUAAUUGCUUGAUACAUGAGUCUUUGAAUUACAAAGUGAAGGGAAGGGAAAGAGCAUUUUCAAAAAGAAAACUUGGUGCAAUUCCAGAACUAGGGGUUCAAUCAUACCUCAUCCAUCUAUGUGAUAUUGGAAAGAAUAAAGAGUGUAGGGUAUUCAUUUUUCUUUGUUUCAGAUUCUUGCUUUAAGCUGAGACUUCGCAUGAAGUUGAAGGUAGAGAAAAUCAAGGGAGGAAAGAAGUUGAAGAUGCUAGCAGCUUAUUUGGUUUAUUUUUUUCAAGGGUUGAUAAUAUAUUAAUACUUGCUAGAGUCAUGAUGGAGUCUGCUAAUCUUCAUCCUCAUGACCGUAGGGUUCAAGAACAGUAUGUUAAAUACUCCUCUCUGGUAACUCCGACAAGCCAUCAAGUUUCAACCAUAGAUGAAUGGAACCCAAACCUCUUCCCGUAUAUUGGUGGUAAAUACAAUAGGGAUCUGAAUGAAACCAUAUCAAAAUCAAGGGAUCCAUGUUUCAACCAACAAUCUGCAAGUGAAUUUCUGCUUGCAAACAUCAAAGAUGAGAUGUCGGAUUCCUUUCCCAAACUGAGUGAGACGAUGUACUGUCACUCUAGUGAUUAUGAUCUUGGAGGAAAUCUAUGGCACAGCAAUUUCUCCAUUGCUAACAACAUCACCGAGCUGCAGCUUUCUUCAGGAGAAUUGUACAGUAAUGUUCAUCACCCCCCAUGUCCGGGAACUACAUCGGCAACUAGCAGACGUGAUUUCAAUCAUUUCUUUCCAAGUACAAACAUUUCAACCUCGGAUUUUUGUUCCUCCUUGUUGUCAAGCUCUUUGGACUUGAACUUGAAAUCCUUGUAUCUUUUAACCUCAACGCAUGAUGGUGGAAGCCAUAAUCAAUCUUUACUUGAUAUGAUUCCCGGAAAAUUAAGCAGAAGAGAACAUAGUGAUAGUACGUCCACCAGUUCCAAAGUAUCAUCCUUUGCUAGUGGAUCUAUUACAAGCACAAAGAGGCAUGGUAGCUUUUCUGAUACAAAAGAAUCGACCCAUACAGAUGCUAAAAAGCACAGGUCCUCAUGUCCCACAUUGAAGCUGCGGGUUAGGAAAGAGAAACUAGGAGACAGGAUUGCAGCUUUGCAGAAGUUAGUGGCGCCUUUUGGCAAGACAGAUACAUCUACUGUGUUAACAGAAGCCAUUGGGUACAUCCAGUUCCUCCAGGACCAAGUUCAGACACUGAGCGUGCCAUUUAUGAAAUCAUCACAAAGCAAGCAUUAUAGGACAAAUCAAGGGGGUUCAAGAGAGGAAGAAAGAAAAGAAGAGCAGAAUUGUGAUCUUAGAAGCAGUGGACUAUGCCUUGUGCCCCGGUCUUUGGCAUCACAUUUUAUUAAUAGUUGCUGGAGUGAGAUUUAGACAUCACACCAUUGAGAGAACUUGAGGUUGUA
Molecule: messenger RNA, 1539 nt
Organism: Hibiscus syriacus
Lineage: Eukaryota; Viridiplantae; Streptophyta; Magnoliopsida; Malvales; Malvaceae
Product: transcription factor bHLH110-like
Exons: 7
Coding region: 419-1507 (362 amino acids)
Biological process (GO): regulation of transcription by RNA polymerase II
Cellular component (GO): nucleus
Molecular function (GO): RNA polymerase II cis-regulatory region sequence-specific DNA binding; DNA-binding transcription factor activity, RNA polymerase II-specific; protein dimerization activity
Source: RefSeq, a predicted model, not a curated record